Cylicocyclus nassatus is the source of this 229-nucleotide messenger RNA. The record is from the annotation of a GenBank genome assembly. NCBI's taxonomy places the organism in Eukaryota, Metazoa, Nematoda, Chromadorea, Rhabditida, Strongylidae.
GCACAAUGGACAGCUGUACGAUGGACUGCUCCUACUUCACAUCCGCUCUACUCGGUCAUUACAUCUUUGCCAGAAUCACGCCAAGGGACGCUUUUAUGUGCAAAAACUUGAGAGCAAGAUCAUUAGAACACCACAGGAGCAGGAAAAAUCAUCGAUAUACAGCGUGCUUUUGGUCCAUUAUCACACUGGCUAUAGAAGAAGUAAACAAAUAAUUAGUGGUAAAAUAAAU